AUGAGGCAUCAAAAUUGUUUUCCUAAAAGUUUCUUUGGCUUCGCAAUAAAAUCUUUCAUUUUCGGAUGCAUUAUGCAAUUAGCAGUUUUGUUUACGACCCAUAUUGUUUAUUCAAAAUACAAAAUAUCAUUUGAAAAUAUAUUGUUCGCUGAUGCUUAUUCUGUUAAUGGGACUCCUCAAGGCUCAGUUAUAAGCGAAACUAAAGACCAUUCUCUUUUCUUGACUAUUUACUUGAGUCCUGAUGCCUCUACACCAGAGUGUUUGAAGUCUAUUGGACAUAUUGAGAGGUAUGUUGACGCAAUUUGUCCCCAACAUUUGUGUCAUGAAGAUGAAAUUUUAUAUGGUGUCGGUUUUGGAUUUGAUUUCUUUCGAAAGAUCAGUCCUGAUUUUGAACACAAGAAAAUUGAACCUUUUGAAUAUCAUGAACGGUCAGGGGCUUUUGGUAAACUCCCUAAGACGGGUGGAGAUAUAUUUAUUCAUGCUAAAUCCCAUAAUUAUGGGAAGUUGUUUGAACUGACACAGGCCAUCAUCGAUAAUUUACCACCCAGAUCUGUAGCGAAAUUUGAGGAUAUUUACGGAUGGGUUUAUCGUGAUGGGCGUGAUUUGAGUGGUUUUAUCGAUGGAACAAUGAAUCCAAAACAUCUAGAUGAUCGAGCAGAAGUAGCCAUCAAUAAAGAUACAGGUGGAAGUUAUGGUCUUGUUCAAAAAUGGAUUCAUGACAUGGAUUUACUUCGAUCAACACCAGAUGAUGUUAAAGAAAAAUGGAUUGGUCGUACAAUUGAACAUAGUUUUGAAUUACGUGACAAAUCUAUUACAUCACACAUUGUAAGAGUGAUUGGGACUACAGAAAGUGGUAAAUCGCCAAAAUUUCGUAUUGUUCGUCAAUCUCAACCAUAUGGUACUUUAUCUGGUGAAGCUGGUCUAUUAUUCAUUGCAUAUGCAGCUAAUAUAAAUAAUUUUAAUUUUAUGUUAGAUCGUAUGACUGGUGAUACAGAAGAUAAAGAAAUGGAUGAUGUAAUGCGUUUUAGUCAUUGUGUCACAGGAAAUUAUUGGUAUUUUCCUAGUCAAUCGGAAUUCAAUGAUUUAGUUAAGGUUGAUAGACUAGAACCCUAA
Messenger RNA from Schistosoma rodhaini, 1113 nucleotides. NCBI's taxonomy places the organism in Eukaryota, Metazoa, Platyhelminthes, Trematoda, Strigeidida, Schistosomatidae. The record is from the annotation of a GenBank genome assembly.